Messenger RNA from Candidula unifasciata, 2061 nucleotides. The record is from the annotation of a GenBank genome assembly. Lineage: Eukaryota; Metazoa; Mollusca; Gastropoda; Stylommatophora; Geomitridae.
AUGGCCAAUGAAGAAACGAAACCUCUUCUGUCUAGAAGCAGCACCCCAAGGUCUCAGAGGUCCUACACACCUGCUAGCCCGACCUUUGAUGACAGACCUGGUUCACUGAACCAAAAUGAUCGCACAAGUCCUGUGCGUGACCGAAGCAGAGGCUCCGAUGGUAAACAGGCAAACAGAGGCUUCGAUGGUAAACUGGCAAACAGCUGCCAUAUUAAAGCAGCGUUAACAUCAAUUCUCAUAGCUGUUGUUUUUGAAAGAUUAACAUAUUACGGCCUAACUGGAAACUUAGUGCUUUUUCUGAACGAGGCCCCGUUUAACUGGGAGUCGUAUCACGCUGUUAGUGCCUCUUUCUUAUUCUUUGGAGUGACGUAUAUUAUGUCACUUCUUGGAGGCUGGAUUUCAGACUCAUUGCUUGGACGUUUCAAAACCAUCCUUCUGGCAUACGGGAUAUAUUUAUGUGGAUACGUUGUGCUGCCAUUCAUUGCUGUGAAUUAUGACAGUCAGAUGAAUAUAGAACUACCGAGCAUAUGUCCCUCAACAAACAGCAGUGCCGUAACAAAUAACACAAGUGAUCCACCAGAGACUAUAUUUGGGGAGCCGUGUGCUGGCUUGAUCAUUGGUGCCUUGACUAUUGUAGCUAUGGCAACAGGCAUUCUGAAGGCAAAUAUAUGUCCUUUUGGAGCAGACCAGCUUCUGCAAGCGAGCCAACAAAUCCAACUAAGCUUCUUCAACCUCUUCUACUGGUGUAUCAACCUGGGUAGUUUCCUGGGCCUGGGAGUCGUUGCCUACAUAGAGCAGCAGGAGAGCUUCCAGACUGGGUUCAUUAUCUGUGCAGUCUCCCUGGGCUGCUCGGCUGUAAUCUUUUCAGCAGGUCGGUGCUGCUAUGUGUGUCGUCCACGAGAUGGCAGUGUACUUACAAACAUUGUGAAAAUAUUUCAAGAAGCCUGGAGGAACAAAAGGCAGCACAAAGUGAUGAACUGUGCUCUCAAGAAAGCUAAUCAGGAAGGAUCUCACGCGGACAUUGAUGAGGCUUCACCAGCCAGUGUGAAGAUUUCAUUCUUAGACUUUGCCAAGCAUUGCAAUGGGGGCAACUUCCAUUCUUCCCUAGUGGAUGAUGUGAAGAAGUUGGGCAUGAUUCUAGCAGUCUUUGCUGUUCUCAUUCCUUACUGGCUUGUGUAUUUUCAGAUGCAGACGACGUUUGUUAUUCAAGCUCUUCACAUGAGACUGGAUGUCUUUAAUGUGAACUAUACCAUACUCCACGCUAACAACUCAGCCCAAGAGUAUCCUAUCAUAAACAAUAAUAACAAGUUUAAGUUUGCCGCAGCCUGGUUUAGCCUUUGUGAUGCAUUGGUCGUGAUCAUUCUCCUGCCACUGUUUGAUCGGGUGAUUUACCCAAGGAUGGCCAAAGCCGGAUACCCUUUCACUUUUGGCAAGCGCAUCGUUUUAGGAAUGCUGUUUGCGGCUGCUUCCAUGGUGGUGGCGGGGUUCGUGGAGCAGUUCCGGUUGAAAGCUUACUGGCCCACCAGUAAUCCCUGUGAGAGUCAUGCUGUGCUGCAGAUAAUUGGGGAUACAGUGUACUACGCUGCAGACAUGUCUGUCUUAUGGCAGAUCCCACAAUACACACUGAUUGGCAUCAGUGAGGUCUUUGCAAGUGUUGCCUGUCUGCAGUUUGCUGUGACUGUAGCACCCAAAUCCAUGAAAGCAGUAGUUACUGGCAUAUUUUACUUCUUCUCAGGAGUUGCCAGUUUUAUUGGGGUUGCCGUUGUGUUAAUCCUGCAGCGGACGAACACAUGGUUUCAAAGUGGCGACUAUGGAGACAUCAACUGCCGGAAACAGUGUUAUUUGGCAGGUAAAAUGCCACCUGGCGACUGCCAUCUGGACUACUACUUUUUCUCCCUGGCAGGAUGGGAAGCUGUAGGCUUGAUUUUAUUUUUGGUCGUGGCCAAAGUGUUUCAUUUGAAUUCUGAAGUGUCUGUGGUUCGGUCAGGUGGAAAAGAAACAGGCAGUAAAAACAAACACGUACAGAGACAAAGUUCGGAACCACCGACACCGACCACAUAA